Messenger RNA from Podarcis muralis (Common wall lizard), 2706 nucleotides. RefSeq names its product vitamin D3 hydroxylase-associated protein-like. Gene Ontology annotation, molecular function: fatty acid amide hydrolase activity; amidase activity. NCBI's taxonomy places the organism in Eukaryota, Metazoa, Chordata, Lepidosauria, Squamata, Lacertidae. Gene Ontology annotation, biological process: fatty acid catabolic process. The record is from RefSeq and is a predicted model, not a curated record.
AAUUUUCUGGGAUGCCUUGGGCGGAGUCUUCUCUUGGGAGCCCCUAUGUUGAUGGUCUCUUGGAGUGUGAAAUAGCUCAGGAACUGAUACUUAAAUAGCACCAGCCUCCUCCAGUAUCAGAGAGGGGCAAGCUGGGAAGACAGAGAGAAGGGCUUUGCCAUGAUCCAGGAGAAGUUGAUAGAGAUCCUGCCCAGGGAUGGAAUUUAUCCUCAGGCUGCUCUUGCUGUUGCCUGUGGCUCGGCAGCAGCAGUUGUGGUUUGGAAAUGGGUGGCCCGCAAAAGGAUUCUGCAGAAGAUGGAAGAGGCCAGGCAAUGGCGAGACGACAGCUUGGAACAAAUGGAAAAAAUGAUUUGGAAAUUUAAACAGAAGAACCCGGGAAUCCAGUCAGAAUUUAUUCUCUCCCUGUCGCUUGUGGAACUGGCAGAGAAACUUAGAGAGGAGACACUUUCUCCAGAAAGUGUCCUGUAUACCUAUGUAAAGAAGGCUCUUGAAGUGACCCAGGAGGUGAACUGUGUGACUGAUUUUAUUCACGGCUGUGAGGAACAGCUCCAGGAAGUGAAGAAGCAAAAGGAGAAAGGCCUGCUGUAUGGGAUUCCUGUCAGCAUUAAGGACCACAUUGGAUGCAAGGGCCACAUCUCCACGUGUGGGUUGGUGCACUUUCUCGGCAAAGUGGAAAAGGACGACAGCGUGAUAGUAAAAGUUUUGAAGAAACAGGGGGCAAUACCAUUUGUGAAGACCAACACUCCCCAAAGCAUGAUUAACUAUGACUGCAGCAACUUAAUCUUUGGUCAGACAAUCAACCCCCUGAACCACAAGAAAAGUCCUGGUGGUUCCUCUGGAGGGGAAGGGGCACUCAUUGCAGGAGGAGGGUCCCUCUUGGGCUUUGGGACAGACGUCGCUGGAAGCAUUCAGCUCCCAUCAAGUUUCUGUGGGCUUUGUGGACUCAAACCAACUGGUAAUCGACUCAGCACACUUGGUCUUGCUAGCCCUAUUGCUGGCAUGAAGUCGGUUACAGCAACAAUUGGCCCAAUGGCAAGGGAUGUGGACAGCCUGGUUCUGUGCAUGAAGGCGCUCCUGUGUGAUGAGUUAUUCUCCCUUGAUCCUUCAAUACCACCUAUGCCAUUCAGAGAGGAGAUAUACAGCAGUUCAAAGCCCCUACGGAUUGGAUACUAUGAAGAUGAUGGCUAUUUCCAGCCAUCUCCCAGCAUGAGGAGGGCUGUUCGGGAAACCAAAAAUCUUCUUCAACUCAGAGGGCAUACACUCAUCCCCUUUGUUCCUCCUCGGCUUAAUUAUGUGGUUGAUGAGCUCUACACCAAAGGCCUAUUUUCCGAUGGAUGUGCAAAUUUGCUGGACAAGUUCAAAGGAGACAUUGUGGACUCAAAUUUGAAAUCCCAGAUUAAUUGUUAUCGUCUUCCCAUUCUAGUGAAGAGAAUUUUUGCAUUCCUCUUGAAACCUAUAUACCCUCGGAUUGCCAGAGAUCUCAAUGCACUAUGUGGAGUUGGGUCAGCAAAAAACCUAUGGAACCACCAUGUGGCAGCAGCGAUGUAUCGUGAAGAAUUCCUUGCCGAAUGGAGGAAACUGAAACUGGAUGUCAUCCUCUGCCCUGCUUUGGGUCCAGCAUUUAAUCACGGCUAUCCUGGGAAACUAUUUGCUGCUACAUCCUACACCAAUUUAUACAACCUCCUGAACUUUCCUGCUGGAGUUGUGCCAGUCACCACUGUUUCCCAAGCUGAUGAAGAAGAGCUCAAACACUACACAGGGCAUUAUGGUGACCCUUGGGACAAGCGCAUGAAAGAGGCUGUCAGCGAUGCUGUUGGGCUCCCUGUGGCUGUCCAGUGUGUGGCUGUGUGUUGGCAAGAGGAGCUGUGUCUUCGGUUCAUGAAGGAGGUGGAGACUCUUGUUCGUGAGAGGAGAACUCCCAAAUGAUUAUAGCAUCAAUACUAAUGGAACAAUGCAACCUAUCACAGUGAGGGUUAGAACAUCUCCAAGUUCACUUCUGAAAUAUUUUAAAAUGCAGGUUAAGGCGUGGUUAUUUGUGAAAUCCAACAUCCUACUCAGCGGGAGGCUAUUUAUGACUAAGGCCUAGUUCUCACAAACAGCAGAAGUCGUGCUUGCACUGUACUACUUCAAAUUGUACAUGAUCAAAUGUUUCUAUAUUCAGAAUAUACUCUCAUGUAUAGAAUACAGCAACCUCAUACUCUGCAUUAUUCAGGAAUUGUAAGCAACCCAAAAAUCAGUUAAGCUUUCAUAGGUUGAGUCCACCAUCUUGAUUCAAAAUGGCAUAUAAUUGAAAUGAAGCAUAAGCAAAAAUCAGUUACUGAUUUCAGGAACGAUUAUGCACAAUUUGGUUAUGAUAUAUCUUAAGUGUUGUCCAAAUGCCUAGUGAACAAACAACUUCUCAAGUUACAGACUAGCAUAUCAAGGGGAAAGCUAGGCUAGACUCCCACAGAGCAAAUGAGAACUUUUGUUCCUGAGAUUAAUGGCAGCAAGAAAGAUUAUUUUUUAGGGAUGUGCAGGGAAAGAAAAGGUUCUUCUCCUUCACUUGAUGCCCAAUAGUAAGUGGCUUCCCACUGUGUCUACUUUCAAUUAAGGAAAAAAGCUAGAGUUACAUCUUGUUCGGACCUCGUGUUGUGAUUAAAAUGCGUUUUGUAUUCUUUAAACAUGGUUCUAGUAAGACGGCCACCCUAAUAAAGCAGCAGCACCAGG